GGUUUGAUUUCAACGCGCGAAACGCCAACUGUUUCUAUAGCAAACAGCAACAACAACAACAACAACAUUGGCAAAAGUAGCGACAGUAGAAAUGGACGUGGUUUAGCUGUUAUGGAGGAUGCCAGACGCCGUUUAAAACCAAGGCAAAGAAGACGACACCGCUGAGAUGGCGAUGUAACAAGUGUCAGUUGAACUCAAAUGGUGUAAAACUAAAGAGAUGACGCAGUCUGUUGUAGUCCAAGUCGGCCAGUGUGGGAAUCAGGUGGGCUGCCGCUUCUGGGACCUCGCACUCAGAGAACAUGCACACGUGAAUCAAAUGGGAGUUUAUGAUGACGCGCUGAGCAGCUUCUUUAGAAACAUUGACCAGAGGAGAGGGUAUGGAGCGGAGGCUACAGGGGGCAAGAUCACAGCUCUGAAGGCCAGGGCCGUGUUAGUGGACAUGGAGGAGGGAGUGCUUGGAGAGAUUCUGCAGGGGCCGUUGCGUUCUCUCUUCAGCAGCGCACAGCUCAUAAGCGAUGUCUCUGGUUCAGGGAAUAACUGGGCAGUUGGGCACCACACAUAUGGUUUGGCCUACAGAGAGCAGAUCGUGGAUCAGGUUCGCAAGGCUGCAGAACACUGUGACUGCCUUCAGUGCUUUUUCCUUAUUCACUCCAUGGGGGGAGGGACUGGUUCAGGGUUAGGCACAUCAGUGUUGAAGCUUCUAGAAGAGGAGUUCCCAGAGGUGUAUCGGAUCGUGACCUCCGUUUACCCCACAGCAGAAGAUGAUGUUAUCACUUCUCCUUACAACAGCGUCCUAGCUAUGAAAGAACUCACAGAACAUGCAGACUGCGUCCUGCCGGUCGACAACCAGUCUCUGGUUGAUAUUGUUGGUAAGAUAAAACAUAUGUCCAACACUGGAAAACCAGGCUGUGCUAUCAAGAAGGACAGUACCAUCAUCUCUGGACAAGGAGGAGUGAUGAAGGUCGAGAAGCCAUUUGAUGCCAUGAACAACAUUGUGGCCAAUCUACUUCUUAAUAUUACCAGUUCAGCUCGGUUUGAGGGCUCUCUCAACAUGGAUCUGAAUGAGAUAGCCAUGAACCUGGUCCCUUUCCCACGUUUACACUACCUUGUGUCCAGCCUGACUCCUCUCUACACCCUUGCUGAUGUCAAUGUACCACCACGCAGGCUGGAUCAGAUGUUCUCAGAUGCGUUCAGUAAGGAGCAUCAGCUGAUCAGAGCCGACCCCAAACACAACCUGUAUCUGGCCUGUGCCCUUAUGCUGCGUGGAAACGUUCAGCUGUCGGACCUGCGCCGGAACAUUGAGAGGCUAAGGCCCACCCUGCCGUUUGUCCCAUGGAAUCAGGAAGGAUGGAAGACCAGCCUGUGUUCAGUCCCGCCUGUGGGUCACUCACAUUCUCUGCUGGCCUUAGCCAACAACACUUGUGUGAAAUCCACCUUUUCUGAACUGAGGGAACGGUUUAUGAAGCUCUACCGUAGGAAGGCUCAUUUACAUCAUUAUCUAGCAGUUGAUGGCAUGGAGCAGGCUGGAUUCACUGAAGCACUGUCCUCAAUCUCAACUCUUAUUGAAGACUACACACACCUGGAAAGCCCUCUCAUGCCCAACGCCCCCAGACUCACCAUGGCCACCUGACCUAGAUGCCGAUACCGCAGGAGCGUGAACAGGGUGACCAGGCUGUGGUUUGGACCAAACAGUUCUUCUUCCAGGCUAAAGGAGGAUCCCUGUAAGCUUUCAGUGUUACAGUCACAGAGCACUACGUCAUCCCACAGCAGCACACAUCCAU
Danio aesculapii is the source of this 1781-nucleotide messenger RNA. It is a transcript of the gene tube1, whose product is annotated as tubulin, epsilon 1. Lineage: Eukaryota; Metazoa; Chordata; Actinopteri; Cypriniformes; Danionidae. The coding region runs from base 218 to 1630 and encodes 470 amino acids. The record is from RefSeq and is a predicted model, not a curated record. Gene Ontology annotation, cellular component: cytoplasm; microtubule. Gene Ontology annotation, molecular function: GTP binding; structural constituent of cytoskeleton. Gene Ontology annotation, biological process: mitotic cell cycle; microtubule cytoskeleton organization. The transcript has 13 exons.